AUGUAUUUUAGAAAAAAUGGUUUGCUGUUUAUUCCUUCGGUGGCACCUGGAUAUGACGAUCGGCGUGUGCGCCCGUGGAAUGCAAUCAAUUACAGAGGUCGUAAAAAUGGCCAGUAUUACAGUGAAAUGUUCGAAAUGGCACAUGCUGCGAGGGCGAAGAUUAUCACGAUAACGUCAUUCAAUGAAUGGCACGAAGGAACACAAAUUGAGCCGGCAGUACCUUUUACCGAUAGCAAUACGAAUUUUACAUACAGUCGCUAUGCUCAGGGACCCGAACAGUACCUUCAUCAAACGCUCGAUCUCAUCAAGAAAUAUUUCACUCCGCUAAAUCGGAUUGCUCCUGAAAAAAUAGUUAAUAUAAUUUAG
Messenger RNA from Gongylonema pulchrum, 366 nucleotides. Lineage: Eukaryota; Metazoa; Nematoda; Chromadorea; Rhabditida; Gongylonematidae. The record is from the annotation of a GenBank genome assembly.